UCCGUGUUGGGCAGUGAAUGGGGGGGGGGGGGGGGGGUACGGGUGCUGCAGAAUUUGUGGGCUGCCAAUCGGGAUUUGCAAGCACAUCUGGAAGGAUACUAGGGGCUCUAGAGGCCUUUGUGCAAAUUUUUGGUGGUUGCAGGACAAUACUUGUGCUCGCCACCGCACCAGCUUGUACUGCACUUAUGUAACUUGCCACGUCACGUGAUACAGUGAUACUGCAGUGCUGGCAUGUGAAAGACCGGGAUAUACUAGGUCACUAGUGCUCACCAAUUCACCAAAAGGUAGCGUGGCACUAGUACUGGCACUCUGCUGCAUGUGAGAGUCAUCA
Molecule: messenger RNA, 331 nt
Organism: Staurois parvus
Lineage: Eukaryota; Metazoa; Chordata; Amphibia; Anura; Ranidae
Source: the annotation of a GenBank genome assembly